This is a messenger RNA of Eublepharis macularius, 4331 nucleotides long. Its product is annotated as mast cell carboxypeptidase A-like. The coding region runs from base 10 to 1269 and encodes 419 amino acids. The transcript has 11 exons. The record is from RefSeq and is a predicted model, not a curated record. Gene Ontology annotation, molecular function: zinc ion binding; metallocarboxypeptidase activity. Lineage: Eukaryota; Metazoa; Chordata; Lepidosauria; Squamata; Eublepharidae. Gene Ontology annotation, biological process: proteolysis.
AGCAAAAUCAUGAAGUUUAUUAUUUUAUUUUUAGGGCUCCUUGUGAAGCCUCAGGCUGUUUCUCUUGCUCGUCGCUUUGACAGUGAAAAAGUGUUUCGUGUGGUACUUCAGAAUGAAACUCAAGUGAACUUUCUGAAGGAACUGGCUUCUACUGUAUUGCUUGACUUCUGGCAUCCUGAUUCAGUUCAUCACAUUGUCAUUGGUACAGACGUGGAUUUCCAAGUCAGUGCACAUCUGGCGAACUAUGUUCAGGUGAAGCUGCAGCAGAAUGAACUACAAUACGAGAUUUUAUUCCAAAAUCUACAAGAAGAGAUUGAAAAACAAAUUGAUGGAGGGAGCAUUUUCCGCAAGCAGUACAGCUACAGAAAAUACAAUGACUGGGAAAAGAUUGUUGCAUGGACUGAAAGAAUCACCAGAAAUAAUCCCAAACUGGUCUCCCGGAUCCAGAUUGGAAAGACCUAUGAAGGGCGUCCCAUGUAUCUUCUUAAGGUUGGGAAAGAGAGUGGCAGAAAGAAGGCCAUCUUCAUGGACUGUGGUAUUCAUGCACGAGAGUGGAUCUCACCAGCUUUCUGCCAGUGGUUUGUUAAACAGGCUGUUGUAACAUACGGAAAGGACAAGGUCAUGACAAAGCUAUUGGACAGCAUGAACUUCUAUGUUCUUCCAGUGUUCAACAUCGAUGGCUACGUUUGGACACGGACUGAAGAUCGAAUGUGGAGAAAGAAUCGUUCCAAUAACUCCAACAGUGAUUGCAUUGGCACUGACCUGAACAGGAAUUUCCAAGUCUCUUGGUGCAAAGAAGGUUCUUCCGAUGAUCCUUGCAGCCCAAUAUACUGUGGCGCCUCUGCAGAGUCUGAACAAGAAACUAAAGAAGUUGCAAACUUCAUUCGGGGCCACCUCACCAUCAUCAAAGGCUAUAUAAGUUUCCAUUCCUACUCCCAGAUGCUGAUGUUUCCUUAUGGCUAUACAUACAGCAUGGCGCCCAAUCAUGAUUUACUGAAUAAAGUGGCAAAAGAAGCAGUGGAUGCUUUAUCUACUCUCUAUGGUACAAAAUACACAUAUGGACCAAUAGCUGAAACAAUAUACCCUGUCUCCGGUUCUAGUACUGACUGGGCUUACAACGAGGGCAUUAAAUAUUCGUAUGUCUUUGAGCUUAGGGACCACGGUCGAUAUGGCUUUCUGCUCCCCGAAUCAAAGAUAAGGCCAACCUGCAAGGAGACUAUGCUGGCAGUGAAAUAUAUUGCCAAUCAUAUCCUCGCUUCUGCUCCAUGAUGAUGCAUUCAAACAUUUCCUGGAGGACUUUUCUUUUUCUCUCUUGCAUUCUUUUUUUCUCUGGAUAAUUUUGGCUCCAUUGCUUUCUGACUAUUUAUCUUCUGCACAACCCAAAUAUCUUCAGUCCUCUUUAUGCCACUCAUAUCCACUCAGGCAUCUUGUUUCCUCUUGUAGCUGCACUUUGGGAAACAGUGCUAAAUAUUUGGGGGAGGGUCUAUUUUUAGGGAAGCAUAGAUCAAUCUGUUGAGUUGCUCUGGAACGCAGGUUGGGUUGUUAUAAUCCUUUUGGUCUAAUGAAACUUUGUGUGGAUCAGUCAACACUCAGUCUCCAAUCUCAUCUACUUAUCUAGAAAGAGGCAUAGCUCACUGCAUGUUCACAUAUAAUAACACAUACUGUCUACGACAAGGCAGCAGUGGCUUUGGGCAGAAGCCACAAGCAAUAUCCCAACUCCCACCACUGAGCAUUGCUGGAGGAAGAAAUUGCUGCACUCUGAUGGGUGUCAAAGAGACAGCUGUAGAACUGCCAGGGUCUCUGCUGCAGCACUAGCAUUUUAAAGAAGAAAACAGGAAUCCUUUAAAACUCUUUUCUGUUUCCUUUGAAGUGCUAAUUUAAUAAAACCAGGAACCCAGGUUUGACUCUCAAAACCAAGUCACUGCACAACCUUAAGGCAAACUGAUACUACACAAGCCUGAAAAUUUGUAUUUUACGGAUUGAAGGACAGGCAUGUUCUUUGGAAGGAGACAUGUGAUCAUUGUCUCCUCUGUUUGAGCCCACACAGAUACAAACUGCAUGGGAACUACUUUCUUGUGGUGCUAAUUCCCACAGCUCUAGUGUGUGUGUGUUUGGGGGUGAUUAUUGAAAACAUAUGGAUGUAGUGAUUGUGUGGAUCAUGUGGGAUUUUUUCACUAAGUUGGUACUCUGUCUCCUAGCAAAGUGUUGAUUCAGUGGGGCAGACUCAAAGCUGCAUGGAAAUGGAUCCUACCCAGUUUGGUACAUGUGUGAGAAGAACUUUGUUUUAUUAUGACCUAAACUGAUAACCUUCUUCCCUGAUUCUGAUACUGUAUACACUUUUGAGUCCAGCUCCUAUGAACAUGCCCAGAAUGAAACUGGAUCUGAUUCUUGACAACAUAACAAUCUUAUCAUAAGUCUGUUGUAACUGAUUUACCACCCACCCAAGUUGCUGCUCAUUACAUAUUUCUUGUACCACCACAGUCCAUUUUCAGAAACAUAACAGUUAUCUUACAAACAAGAUCAUGAGAUUAUUGAAACACAGACUAAAUUAUACUGAUUAAAUCAAUAAUCUAUGAUCCCUUAAAAGUUGUGUGAAGUAGAACAAAAUUAGUGUAGCUGGAAGGAACAGCACUCAAUUGUACCCCCCCCCAAAAAAACCCUAUCAAUAUCCUUUCUGCUAAAUGCUUAGCAGAAUUAAUUACUGGUGAAAGUACCUUGCAUUUACCUUUUUCCUAAAUGUGCCUACGCUUUCUCAGCUAUCCCUGAGCAACAUUUUUAUAUGGUUGCCAUUUAACUUAGUAGCAAAGGAACCCUGCCAUUGAACAUUGAUUACUAGGUGAUGUAUCUCUUAAUACGGUCUGAGCAUCCAUCUAAAGACUUCUAAAAUGUUAUGGACAGAACAUUCCCACAAUGAACAAAUGCCUUGCUCUGCUACUUUGAAAGUAUCUUUUCAACCAUGGAAAUAUAUCACUCAUGUUAAUUUAAAACUGUAAUUACUUUAAAAAAGCAUUGCCAUGCAUUUAUACAGCUUGAGUCAAAAUUACUAUCAUCAUACCACCACAUGGCAAGGACAUCCCACCCAAGCAUCCAGAAGCCCAAGUAUGCCAGUUGCAGCCCAGCUGUGUUUUCACAAUCCAAACCAUAUUCCAACAUGAGAGCUGCGUUAUGUUGCAUAAUGAUUAAGAAUAUGAACUGCAAGUUAGGGAAAUCUCUGGCUGACACCAUAGCUCAGCUAUGAACACAUUUUGUGUGCUUAGGCAGUCCUGCACAUUCUAUAAUACGGAAAUAAUACUAGUAGGAUACUAUGCAAAAUAGUUGUAAAUAUUAUUGAGGUACAGUUUAUGAAGUAGCACUAAAUCAGUGUCAUUAUUGAAGGAAUAUUGGUAGUUGUAGAUUCUUAUGUCGCAGUACUUCAAAGAUGACAAAAGUUACAGCUUCUGGAAUUCUGCCUUCUACAGAGUUAUUAAAGAUACAGUUGAGUUUGGUGGUAGAGUACCCUCAAGUCAUAGCUGACUCAUGGCGCCCCCUGGUGUGGUUUUCAUGGCAAGAGGCUAACAGAGGUGGUUUGCCAUUGCCUGCCUCUGCAACCCUGGUCUUCAUUGGAGGUCUCACAUCCAAUUACUAACCAAGGCCAACCCUGCUUUGCUUCUAAGAUCUGAUGAGAUCAGGCUCAUCUGAGCUAUCAGUUUAUUGGUCAACAAAAAUCAUUGGUGUGUGUGUGUGUGUGUGUGUGUGUGUGAGAGAGAGAGAGAGAGAGAGAGAGAGAGAGGUGUGCCCUGAAGUCACUUCUGACUUAUGGUGAACUUAUGAAUUAAUGACCCCCAAAACAUCAUUGACAUGUUGAGUCUUCCACUUUUCUUACUGCCUUCAGUUUUUCCUACCUUUAUUGUCUUUUCCACUGAGUCUCAUCUUCUCAAAUGAUUAAGGCAAGAAAUCUAUUGGUUCCAGUCACUCUACUUACUUUGUAUAUAGCACUGAAGCAGCAGUGAACGAAGCUGUCAUAUUUGUUUCAAGACAUGUAUAUAUGUUGUUCCCAAAGUCAGUAAACCCAAACAUGUGAUUCAGUUCUCCUGCUAGAACUGUAACUCCUGGAAGACGCGAGAAAGCACAUCUUAUCUUAAGAAGUGAAGCUGCAGAUGGACUCUUGAGAAUUUUUAUGAUGUAUUGUAGAUACUGGGUGAUUACAGCACAAAGUAGGCCAACCACAGAGAGGCAGUUGGGUGAAUACAGCCUAUUUACCAUGUUAUUUUGGUAACUUACCACGGUGUGCCUGUAACAUUAUAGUAAGACCUUAAACUUCCUGCCAAGUAAUAAAUAAAAGGUUACUAUUA